Molecule: messenger RNA, 911 nt
Organism: Uloborus diversus
Lineage: Eukaryota; Metazoa; Arthropoda; Arachnida; Araneae; Uloboridae
Gene: Roe1
Product: grpE protein homolog, mitochondrial-like
Exons: 4
Coding region: 17-823 (268 amino acids)
Biological process (GO): protein folding; protein import into mitochondrial matrix
Cellular component (GO): PAM complex, Tim23 associated import motor
Molecular function (GO): adenyl-nucleotide exchange factor activity; protein homodimerization activity; protein-folding chaperone binding
Source: RefSeq, a predicted model, not a curated record
UCGAAGUAAAAACAGAAUGGCGGCUCCUAUUGGUGUCUGUGUUUUGACAAACAUGUGGGUAAAAAGCUACAGGCCUUUUUACGGCAUGUAUGCAAAUAUUGCUCGAAAUAUACCUGUAAGCUGUCAAGUUCGUCUCUGUUUAAAUUAUUCCACCAACACCUCUGCUGCAACUAGUGAACAAGGAACUGCUCAAAAAUUACAGGAGACAAAUGAAUCGGCUGGUGAGAGCAAUGCAGAAUCAAAAGAUUUAUCCUUGAAAGAAAAAGAAUUGUUGUCUGAGAAUGAAAAACUUUUAGACAGUGUGAAAAGUUUAGAUGUUGGAAAUUGGAUGAUUAGAAAAAGUAAAAUUUUAUCUGCAAUCAGCAGUAAAUUCUAUCGAUCCCCAAUAAAAGACAAGUAUAAAAGAGCUUUAGCAGAUAACGAAAACAUUCGCAACAGAAUGAGGCGAGAAAUAAACGAUGCUAAACAGUUUGGUAUCCAAAGUUUUGUGAAAGACCUCAUAGAAGUGGCUGAUGUCCUUAACAAAGCAACAGAAUCUGUUCCUAAAGAGGCUUUAAAUGGUAACCCACAUCUGAAGAGUUUAUUUGAAGGCCUACAAAUGACAGAAUCACAGUUACUAACUGUUUUUAAAAGACAUGGAGUGUUUCCUAUCAAUCCUAUUGGUGAAAAAUUCAAUCCCAAUCACCAUGAAGCGUUAUUUGAACAAGAAGAUUCUACAAAAGAAGCAGGUACUGUAGGGACAGUUACACAAAUAGGGUAUAGAUUACAUGAAAGAAUUGUGCGCCCUGCUAUGGUAGGUGUUGUUAAAUCUUCAAAGGUCUAGUGAUAAUUAUUCAUCAAAAUUGUAAUAGAGAAUACAUAAUUUAAUGUACUCGUUGAUGUACAUAUUGUUCAUUUUUUAAAUAAAAAUA